This is a messenger RNA of Rhododendron vialii, 1805 nucleotides long. RefSeq names its product protein FAR1-RELATED SEQUENCE 5-like. The transcript is spliced from 2 exons. The record is from RefSeq and is a predicted model, not a curated record. Bases 181 to 1656 code for a protein of 491 amino acids. Lineage: Eukaryota; Viridiplantae; Streptophyta; Magnoliopsida; Ericales; Ericaceae.
CCUUUCAUCCACCCCGUGGACGUCGCCGCUGCCCCCACAACCAACAACAACGGCGUCGGGCCGCCAUCGGACAACCCGGUUUCAAUCCAAAUCCGAAACCCACCUUCAACGAGAACAAGGCCGAGAUCCUGAAGCUCCCCCACGCCCACGUCAAACCCAGUAUUUGUGUUUGGGGGUACAAUGGAAACUCCCAAUAGUAGUACCAACAGCAAGGGUGUGAAGGUAGAUUCAUACGAUUGGGAAUCCAAUUCCGACUCUUGUUCUAGUUCGGAAGAUUCGCAGAGUAAUACAUUUGUUUCUGAAGAUGAAGAUAAUGAUGUGGAUGGGGAAAAGGAAGAGGAAGGGUCAGUUUCCAUUGUAGAUGAUAGUUUUCGCUUGCUCACUGAUAUGGAGAUUAUGGAAAUGAAAUUUGUUUCUGAAGAUGAAGCUGGUCAAUUCUACAAUGCAUAUGCCAAGGCAAUUGGUUUUAGCGUACGCAAAUAUAAAAGUAAACCACAAAAAGGCAAUGAAAUGUACGUAAGGUGGAGGACUUGGGUUUGUUCUGGGGAAGGUAAAAGAAAUAAGAAGCAUUUAGAACGCACUGAUCGAAAACGACGUCAUAAAGCUGAAACAAGAACUGGUUGUGGUGCUAAAUUCCGGGUUUGUCGUAUGAGCAAAACCAUGAAAAAUUACGUUGUCACAGAGUUUGUGAGUACCCACAAUCAUCCCUUAGCAGCACCACAUUGUGUUCCCUUUCUGCGAUCGCAUAGACGUGUGGGUGAUGCAGACAUAGCUCAGGUAAUGGCCAUGCAGAAUGUAGGCAUGAAGCCAGCGCAAAUUAUGGACUAUAUGACAUGUCAGUCUGGGGGUUUCCAUAAUGUGGGGUUCACUGUAAAAGAUUUGCGUAACAAAUUGCAUAGCAUUCGUAAAGAAGAAAUAAGAAAUGGGGAUGCUGAGGGUGCAUUGGGAUACUUGUCUGCUCAAGUAAUUAAUGAUCCGUUAUUUUUCUUCAAGUACACUGUUGACGAGGAUGACCGGUUGGAGACACUUUUCUGGACAGAUGGGAGGUCUAAGAUGGAUUAUGCUGCAUUCGGAGAUGUGUUAGUUUUCGACACGACCUAUCGAACCAAUGCUUACAAGAAGCCAUUUGUCAUACUGGCAGGUGUGAGUAAUAACUUUACAACGACCAUAUUUGGUUGUGCGCUGUUGUCAAAGGAGACGGAGGAUACGUACAAUUGGGUUCUUUCAACGUUUUUAGAGGCUAUGGAUGGUAAACGGCCCAUCUCGGUGGUCACAGAUGGUGAUUUGGCGAUGCGCAAUGCAAUUAGAAACAUUUUUCCUGAUGUAAGGCAUCGCCUAUGUUCGUGGCAUCUGGAGCGAAAUGCCGCUAAAAAUGUUCACAUACCGGAAUUCGUAUCUGACUUUACCAUUUUGAUGCAAAUGGAAUGUGAUGUUGAAGAAUUUGAAACUCUUUGGGCUGAUAUGGUAUCACACUACGGCCUAGAGACAAACGCUUGGGUGGUAGAGAUGUAUAGCGACCGCGAAAGAUGGGCUGAGGCAUAUCUUCUCGGCCAUUUCUUUGCAGGGAUGAGGAGUACUCAGCGCUGUGAAGGUAUGAACCGUUAUUUAAAUCGGUUCUUAACAGUAAGGCUACGGCUUUUUGAAUUUGUCCAAUAGUACCACCGUGGUCUAGCUAGGAUGCGAGUUGCCGAUGCAAAGGCUGAGACGGCAACGGAGCAUAGUACCCCUGUCUUGAUCACGCAAUUGAAAAGCUUGGAGAAGAAUGGAACUGAGGUGUACACACAAUACAUAUUCAAAUUCUUUCA